AGACAGAGAGAGAGAGGAGUCACCGAUAGACAACAGGCAGGCAGGCGAACAGACAGACAGAUUAUCUUUGGCAGUCAGGAUGAGCCCACCUGGGGGAGCUGGACCACAAAACUGGAAUGACAAUGGACAUUUUCUUUCCCGACUCUCCGGACGCCUAGGCCGAGGUUGCUGUUGCCCCCCGUGGAGCCAAUGGGCCGCCACCAUGGUCUCCAUCUUGCUGCUCAGCGCCUGCUUCAUUGCCAGGUGCCUUGUGACUCAACGUGCCUUCUCCCGGUUCUGCAAGGAAGAAGGCACCCUUCUGCGACUGAACGACAUCUUCACAGAAAUUUCCUGCUACAGCUCUGGGUCAGGGUCCAUCCAAGAUUGUUGCCCUAGGGGCUGGAAGCACUUCCAGUCCCACUGCUACUUCUUCUCUUCGGACACCUUGACCUGGUCAUCCAGUCUCCUCAACUGCACCGGGAUGGGUGCCCAGCUGGUGGUCAUCAAUUCGCUGGAGGAACAGGAAUUCAUUUUCCACUCAAAGCCUAGCGGGAGAGAAUUCUACCUGGGCCUGACAGACCAGCAGGUCGAAGGGAAAUGGACAUGGGUGGAUGGCACGGCCUAUGACCCAUCUUGGAGUUUCUGGGACUUGGGGGAACCCAACAACAUCUUGGGACUUGAAGAUUGUGCCACCACAAGAGACUCUCCCAGUGCCAAGGAGACCUGGAAUGACGUGACUUGUUUCUCCUUCCACUACAGAAUCUGUGAAAUGCCAGCCCAGACCCUUUCUGCCGGGAAAAAGGGAAUGUGAGCG
This is a messenger RNA of Tachyglossus aculeatus (Australian echidna), 793 nucleotides long. It is a transcript of the gene CLEC4E, whose product is annotated as C-type lectin domain family 4 member E. Bases 80 to 790 code for a protein of 236 amino acids. The record is from RefSeq and is a predicted model, not a curated record. The transcript has 6 exons. NCBI's taxonomy places the organism in Eukaryota, Metazoa, Chordata, Mammalia, Monotremata, Tachyglossidae.